Messenger RNA from Xiphias gladius (swordfish), 925 nucleotides. RefSeq names its product lysophosphatidic acid receptor 6-like. Gene Ontology annotation, molecular function: lysophosphatidic acid receptor activity. The transcript has 2 exons. The coding region runs from base 1 to 906 and encodes 301 amino acids. The record is from RefSeq and is a predicted model, not a curated record. NCBI's taxonomy places the organism in Eukaryota, Metazoa, Chordata, Actinopteri, Istiophoriformes, Xiphiidae. Gene Ontology annotation, biological process: phospholipase C-activating G protein-coupled receptor signaling pathway; positive regulation of Rho protein signal transduction. Gene Ontology annotation, cellular component: membrane.
AUGACAGAUGAUGCCGGUGUGGAGAGCCAGAAGCGAAACAUUUUCAACAUUACCAUGAGAGAAAAUCUAGUAUUACCUGAAAUGAGAGGCACAGCGUACGCUCUAGUGUUUGGAUCUGUUAUGGUACUGGGUCUGCCUCUCAAUGCUAUUUCAUUGUGGAUUCUUCUCCGCCGCCACAGCCUCAAAUCCACCAGUGCUGUGUUCAUGGUCAACCUGUCGAUCUCAGAUUUGCUGCUCGUCAUCUCCUUGCCCAUGAGGGUCUACUUUUACGCCACGGGAACCUGGCCACUGGGCAGUAUGGCAUGCAUCUGGAUCACAAUGCUCUUUCACAACAACAUCCGCUCCAGCUCCAUCUUCAUCACCUUUAUCAGCGUGGACCGGCUGCUGGCUGUGGUUUAUCCUCUGAGGUCACGCCAUCUACGAACCGCGUCCAAAGCCUGGAGAGCUGUUGCGCUCAUUUGGUUGUUUGUGUUGGUGAUGAACAUCCCAGAGAGUGUGACCUUUUCAAGAUUUUUAAACAGCUACAAUGAAACGACCUGUUUUGAAUUUAAUCACAGGCGUACAUCUCCAAUUCUUUAUUUUCAGCCGGUGUUAGUGUUCACCUUGCUGGCAGUCAAUGUUGUGUGCACUGCUCUGGUGUCUUGGACUCUACGGAUACAUCUGAUGGAAUCUCCAAGGGUCAACAACAAGAUUAAUGUCAUGCUGAUUUUUGUCAUGAACUUGAUGAUAUUCACUGUACUUUUCUUGCCAGUGUCAUUAGCUAUUGUCCUUGAAAGCAUGAGCCUUUUUGUCACGCCACUGAUAUGUCUUGCUAGUGUGAACUGCUGUCUGGAUCCACUGUUGUAUUACUUUUCUUUUGAUGGCUUCUGGAAGAGACAAGAGGAUAUGGACACCUCUCCUGUAUGAGAAUAGCUUGUGAAAACAA